This is a messenger RNA of Nelumbo nucifera (sacred lotus), 2713 nucleotides long. RefSeq names its product linoleate 9S-lipoxygenase 2-like. NCBI's taxonomy places the organism in Eukaryota, Viridiplantae, Streptophyta, Magnoliopsida, Proteales, Nelumbonaceae. The record is from RefSeq and is a predicted model, not a curated record. Gene Ontology annotation, biological process: lipid oxidation. Gene Ontology annotation, molecular function: oxidoreductase activity, acting on single donors with incorporation of molecular oxygen, incorporation of two atoms of oxygen; protein binding; metal ion binding.
AUUAAUAAAAUGGGUCAAGGUUGGUUUGCUAGCCUUUCCAAAUACGUAAGCUCCUCUCAUGCAGCACAAUCACCUGCCUUUAAGGGGACAUUUGUCAUUAGCCAGAUUGUAGGCAGAUGUUGUCCUGGAAAAUCAGCCUCAGUUCAGCUCUAUAGUGCCACUAAAUUUGAUCCAAACACUGGGAAAGGAAAACUAAGUGAGAAGGCACACCUCAAACAUGGUAAGAAAACCCAACAUAAUGGUGAGAAAACCAUUACUUACAGUACAUCGUUCGAGGUUCCGCCAGAAUUUGGAGUUCCUGGAGCAUUCCUUAUACAAAAUCCGAAUAAUCACGAAUUCUUCCUGAUGUUUGCAACUCUUCAACUAAGCGAUAAUCAGAUCGUUCAUUUCGAGUGCAACUCGUGGGUUUAUCCAAAUAGCAAAACAAAAGCAGAUCGCCUGUUUUUCUCCAAUACGAGUUAUCUUCCAAGCCUUACACCAGAAGCACUAAAAAAGUUAAGGGAAGAAGAGCUUGCCAGCUUGAGAGGGGAUGGGGCAGGAGAAAGGAAAGAAUGGGAUCGGAUAUAUGACUACGAUUGCUACAAUGAUCUCGGAAAUCCUGAUAAAGGUUUGGAAUACGAGAGACCUGUUCUUGGUGGAUCAAAAGCUUACCCUUACCCACGUAGGGGAAGAACAGGACGUCCUCCGAGCAAGCAAGAUCCACUGACUGAAAGUCGACCUGAGUUACGGGGUUUAUUAGACGUUUAUGUUCCUCCGGACGAGAGGUUCAGUCCUCGGAAAAUGUCAGAGUUUAUCGGAAAUUCGAUCCAAGCAAUCGUGAAUUUUAUACUCCCCGAGGCAAAGAACUUGUUCCACCAAGAUUUUGGCAGCUUCGAAUCAUUCGCCCAGUUAAUGGAUUUGUAUUCCAGCAAUCGUCAUCUUCUUGUAGAGGGAUGGGUGAAAGAGGGCAUGAAAACAUUGCUUCCCCAAGACUUUGUCAAAGAAAUUAAUCAUGCAAGCAAAGAAAAUCCAAGGAAAUUUCCACUGCCUCAGAUCAUACAAGGAAACCAGUUGGCAUGGAUGGAUGAUGCGGAAUUUGCUCGGGAAAUGCUUGCAGGCGUUAAUGCCUCCUUGAUCCAAUGCAUGUGGAAUUUUCCUCGAGGCUAUGGAAGUGGCUACAUAUAUUCAAUAAAGACUUCUGAUAUAAAGGAGACCCAGUUGGAUGGUCUAACGCUAGAAGCAGCACGGUUGCAAGGAAGGCUAUUCAUAUUGGACCACCAUGAUUAUCUCAUGCCAUUUCUAACCAGAAUAAUCAACUCGGAGGGGGUGUCCGUUUACGCAUCCCGGACGCUUUUGUUUCGGAGUAACGAUGACACGCUUAAGCCACUAGCAAUAGAACUAAGCUUGCCUGGGUGCAGUAGUAGGGUGCUUUUUCCUGCAACAAUGGGUACGGAAGCAGCAUUAUGGCAGUUUGCUAGAGCUCAUGUCGCUGUUAAUGACUCAGUUCACCAUCACUUAAUAAGCCACUGGUUAAAGACUCACGCCAUCAUCGAGCCAUUCAUUAUCGCCACGCGAAGGCAAUUGAGUGAGAUGCACCCAGUUCACCGACUGCUACAUCCACAUUUCAAGGAUACCAUGCACACAAAUGCUCUAGCUAGGAGCAUUCUCAUAAAUGCUGGAGGAAUUCUAGAGAAGACGAUGUAUACAGGCAAGAUUUCCAUGGAGUUGUCAUCUGCAAUAUACAGAAACUGGAAUUUCAGGGAACAAGCACUUCCUGUUGAUCUUGUUAAAAGGGGUUUGGCAUGUGAAGACCCAGACCAUCCCUACGGGGUCCGACUCCUUUUUGAAGACUACCCAUUUGGUGUCGAUGGCCUGGAGAUAUGGGCUGCAGUCAAGACAUGGGUAAUGGAUUUCUGCUCAAUCUUCUAUAGCAGCGAUGAAGAUGUUCUCUCUGACGUUGAAAUCCAAGCAUGGUGGUCAGAGAUUAGAGAUGUGGGUCACGGUGACAAACGCAACGAGACAUGGUGGUACAAAAUGGACAACCUCUCUGAUCUGGUGGAGACUCUAACAACUCUUAUAUGGAUUGCUUCGGCUCUCCAUGCUUCUGUGAACUUUGGGCAAUACGACUAUGGUGGCUACCCACCAAACCGUCCGACGCUUUGCCAGAAAUUCAUCCCCGAGGAAGGAACAUUUGAAUACGCUGAGUUUCUUAAGAACCCAGAUAAGUACUUUUUAAAGAUGCUACCGGAAAGAUUUGAGAUGACGGUGGGUGUGGCAUUGAUGGAGGUCCUCUCUAGGCAUACUUCUGAUGAGGCUUACUUGGGUCAGGGACGGUCAUUGGAAUGGACAGAUAGCGGAGAAAUUCGCCAGAGAUUUGAAACGUUCAGGCAGCAUCUCCAAGAGGCGGAGAAGAGAAUCUUGGAGAGGAAUAAAAAUCCGAAUCUUAAGAAUAGGAUUGGACCUGCAAAGAUUCCAUACACAUUGUUGUAUCCUGAUACGUUGAAUAUGGGCUCAACAUGGGGAAUCACCGGGAAGGGCAUCCCAAAUAGUGUUUCUAUUUAGUGUUUCUUUUUUUUCCUAUCUGGUGUUAUGUUGGUUCAGUGCUUCCAAUUUCAUUUACUAUUUCUAAAGAUUGGCACCUUGGUCGUCUUCUUCCACUUAUGAUUCUUCUUCUUCUCCUUUUCGCAAUACUAGUCUAGAGACCCAUAUUGCAUCCAAUACAGAGCAAAAUUGG